AUGGAACCUUUCAGGUAUUCCCUCCCGAACGGGGGAGUAGUAUCCGGGAUACGGAACAUCCCGCCGCCUUCAAAAUCUACACCUCAAUUCCGCCCUCUUAUCGUUGCUCUUCACGGGGGCAUGUACGAAUGCCACUAUUUCGAUGCAGACUCUCGUCACACCGCAUCCAUUUCAAGCAAUACUUACGAAGUCCCUUUCGUGUCUAUCAACCGCCCUUGUUACGGAGAGUCCUCGUCGCUUCUCCCUAUACCUGAAGAGUCCGACUUCGUGAAAGAAACUGCUGUCUGGUUGCACGACCACACCCUGCCUACUCUAUGGUCCAAAAUUGGAAUCGAGAAUGGAUGCAACUGUAUUGUUCUCUUCUGCCAUAGUCUCGGAACAAUGUAUGGAGUUGCGGCGGCAGCGCUGCAUGGCCAAGAUGAACGACCCUCAUAUCCACUUGGGGGUGUCAUUUGGUCUGGACUUGGGGAUAUCUGGCAGCCCCAUAUGUACGAGAACUGCAUCAGCAAGCCAUACGACCCUCUAGGCGAACAAUCGAUCUCGAGCGAAGUAAAGGACAAGAUCAUGUUUCGACCAGAAACGGUCCACGGGGAUGUCCUAAAGCUUACAAAGAAGCUUGACUCUCCCGCUCCGCUUGCCGAGCUCGAGAGCCUACCAGCUUCAUGGCUACCUCGCUGGAAAGAGGAGUGGGCUUCGCAUGUAAAGGUCCCCGUCAUGCUCGCCAUGAUGGAGCACGAGCCGUUCUUCGUUGUAUCUGAAGAGCGAUUGAGAGCCUGUGCAGUGGCAUUUUCUAGCAGCCCUCGCGUUGACAGUAGUUUUAUCUGGGGCGCACCUCACUGCAUGGAGUUGAGCUUUUGGUCACAGGGAUGGUAUGCCAGAGCCUUUGGGUUUGCUAUCGAAUGCUCGGUGCAUAAAGGAGUUACAAGUACAGAAAAUUGUAGUUGA
Molecule: messenger RNA, 945 nt
Organism: Fusarium odoratissimum NRRL 54006
Lineage: Eukaryota; Fungi; Ascomycota; Sordariomycetes; Hypocreales; Nectriaceae
Exons: 1
Coding region: 1-945 (314 amino acids)
Source: RefSeq, a predicted model, not a curated record